CACAGAGGUUAAAAUAACAGCUGAUUGCCUAAUAGGAAUUUGUUUAUCUGAAUUGGAUCAAGUAAAAAAAUUCAGUUAGCGAAAAAGUGAUUGGUUUUAUUUAUUUAUACCUAUAGCAAGCUUAUUAACAAUGGACGAAGUUGAUAAAAUUAUUGUCCAUUCGCUUAAUCAGAUUGGCUGCCAAAUCGACGAUAAUUGUACCAUGGCCGAAUUCACGCCCAGCAUAUUGGUGCACGCAGUAUCCAAAUGCUUGUAUAAAAUUGAACCAUUAUCCACCAACAUUCCGAAGGCACUUCCCGAAGGACUAGCAAUGGCGCAGAGAUUCUCCGUAGCUACAGCAUUGUCAACAAUUAUAUCCAAUCUUAACUAUCGCGGAGAUAUUGGGUAUCAGACGUUCUUAUACCCGAACGCAGUAGACGUUCGAAAAUUGUUAAUGUUCCUUAUAGAAAAACUACCGCGCGAUGAAAUGGCGUCCACAGGAGGAGACUCCGGUUUAUUGGGAGACCUAGAAAUAUGGCGUAGAAACGUCAAAGAAACAAUUUUACACCAAUUACACAAACCAUGGGUACCACCAUAUUGCAGAAAUGGAUGUACUGGUCAAACAACAACCUUUAAACCUCAUCACAAUUUAAAUUUUUUUGUAGAAUUGUCAAUUCCGGAUCAAGGUGCUCAUUUGGUGCAGCACAAAACGAGAAACAUUUUCCAAAAAACUUCAGCUGAAGAAUUCGAUCUAAUUAGUUCAAUUCUACAUCAAAACUCGUUUGAUUUAUAUGCUGGCCACGAAAAUUUCAACCGAGAACAAAUAAAGCUUUCAACAAAAGAAAUAGCCGACUAUCAAACCUCAGAUGUAUGCAAAUCUGAAAGAUACGUUUCAACUGAUAUGGUGGACUCAUCGCCUCUUAUCAAACUAACAGAUGAGGUCAAUAAGUUCAAAGUUCAAAACGUUGAACUUCUAUUAAAACGAAAAACAUUAAUAAGUGAUAUAAAUUCUAUGAAAAAUCAACAAGGAGCCGUUCAAAAGGAACUAGAAAAUGUCUGUGCAAAACUUAAACUUCACGAACGCACUUGCCUCGUUCUAGACAAUCCGAAAGAGAAUACUGGCAAAUUAGAAACACUCAUACGAAGCACUGUAGAACGUCGAAAAAACUUAGAUCAUCAAUGGCAUGACUACCGCCAACCGAUGUUGGAUACACUUGAACGACUGAGGUCAUCCAAACAACUAAACUAUUCUCGAAAUCUGAAAAAAAAUCGGGAAAUAAUUACACAGUUGCAGCAAAACUUGGAACAAAGGAAUGCACAACACAACGAGCUUAGCACGGAAUUAAGAGCAUCAAAAAAUGAUCGGGCAGCACCGCGAAAAGAAUAUAUUCAAAGGAUACUCGAAUUUAUAUCAAAUAUACGGAAACAGCGCAGUGAUAUUUACAAAGUUCUGGACGAUACGAGAGACUUGCAAAAGCAACUAAAUUCUAUAUCCGCUCAAUUACAACGUCAGUUUUGUUACACAGAUGAUCUACUUUUCCAGACAGCCAAACACGACAUGCACUCAAAACAAGCCUACAAGCUUUUGGCCUCGUUGCACACCACAUGCAAUGAACUUGUUGAUAUCGUUGCAAAGACAGGAAAUGUGACUAACACAAUACGAGAGGUAGAGGUACAAAUUGAUCGUGAGAAAAUAAAAAAUGUUAGGGCAAGUUUACAACAAAUAACGGCAGACAUACAAAAUUUUGAAAACAUUAUUCAUAACAUUCAGACCGAUAUUCGCGAAAUAGAAAACGAAAUUUCAAAUGCUUAAAUCUCGUGAAUGUACGUACAUACCAGUGUUGACAAAAUGUUAAUCUAAUUAACGAUUAAAAGGUUAAUCACGAUUAACGAUUAAAAUUAAUUAAUCGUAAUCAUCCGUACGAUUAAUAAUUAC
Molecule: messenger RNA, 1915 nt
Organism: Rhagoletis pomonella (apple maggot)
Lineage: Eukaryota; Metazoa; Arthropoda; Insecta; Diptera; Tephritidae
Product: coiled-coil domain-containing protein 22 homolog
Biological process (GO): positive regulation of ubiquitin-dependent protein catabolic process
Molecular function (GO): cullin family protein binding
Source: RefSeq, a predicted model, not a curated record